Molecule: messenger RNA, 2015 nt
Organism: Raphanus sativus (radish)
Lineage: Eukaryota; Viridiplantae; Streptophyta; Magnoliopsida; Brassicales; Brassicaceae
Product: beta-fructofuranosidase, insoluble isoenzyme CWINV1
Exons: 7
Coding region: 117-1868 (583 amino acids)
Biological process (GO): carbohydrate metabolic process
Molecular function (GO): hydrolase activity, hydrolyzing O-glycosyl compounds
Source: RefSeq, a predicted model, not a curated record
CAUUGACAGCCUUGCGGCCUUGCCCCUCUCCAUUUGCCUAUAAAUUUGACAUGAUCUUCCCUCCUUCAAAUACCAAACCAUAAAGAAACAACAACACACAAAAAGAAAACAUCAAAAUGACCAAAGACGUUUGCUCCAACAUUGGACUUUGGUUGUUAUUCACGUUACUUCUUAGUAACUAUGUCGUCGAUCUCGAAGCCUCGCACCAUGUGUACAAUAGACUUACCCAAAGCUCGAACACCAAAUCUCCUUCCGUGAACCAGCCCUACCGGACCGGUUACCAUUUUCAACCACCCAAGAAUUGGAUGAACGAUCCUAAUGGCCCUAUGAUAUACAAAGGAAUAUAUCAUCUUUUUUACCAAUGGAACCCCAAAGGCGCCGUGUGGGGUAACAUCGUGUGGGCUCAUUCCACGUCAACAGACUUAAUCAACUGGAACCCUCAUCCUCCAGCUAUCUUCCCAUCUGAACCGUUUGAUAUCAACGGAUGUUGGUCCGGUUCGGCUACAAUCCUCCCCGACGGCAAACCGGUUAUCCUCUAUACCGGAAUCGACCCCAAGAACCAACAGGUCCAAAACAUAGCCGAGCCUAAGAAUCUCUCCGAUCCAUACCUAGUAGAAUGGAAAAAGUCACCGUUAAAUCCUCUCAUGGCUCCCGACGCCGUCAACGGCAUCAACGCCAGCUCGUUCCGUGACCCAACCACCGCGUGGCUAGGUCACGACAAGAAGUGGAGAGUGAUCAUUGGAAGCAAGAUCCACCGUCGUGGACUAGCUAUCACUUACACGAGCAAAGACUUUCUAAAAUGGGAAAAAUCCCCUGAGCCGUUGCAUUAUGACGACGGAAGUGGAAUGUGGGAGUGUCCUGACUUUUUCCCCGUGACGAGAUUUGGCUCUAAAGGCGUGGAAACGUCGUCUUUUGGUGAACCUAAUGAGGUUUUGAAACACGUGUUGAAAAUAAGCUUGGAUGACACGAAACAUGACUAUUACACGAUUGGUACGUACGACCGGGUUGGAGAUAAGUUCAUUCCCGACAAGGGUUUCAAGAUGGACGGUACGGCUCCGAGAUAUGAUUAUGGGAAGUACUACGCGUCGAAAACGUUUUAUGAUUCGGCCAAGAACCGAAGAGUGUUGUGGGGUUGGACUAACGAGUCAUCAUCGGUUGAGGAUGAUGUUGAGAAAGGCUGGUCCGGUAUUCAGACGAUUCCAAGGAAAAUUUGGCUUGGCCGGUCCGGUAAACAAUUGAUUCAAUGGCCGGUUCGGGAAGUAGAGAGAUUGCGUACGAAGCAAGUCAACUUACGUAACAAAGUUUUAAAUUCAAGAUCUAGACUUGAAGUCUAUGGUGUGACAGCUGCACAGGCUGAUGUGGAGGUUUUGUUCAAAGUGAGAAACUUGGAGAAAGCGGAUGUGAUAGAACCAAGUUGGACUGAUCCACAGUUGAUUUGUAGUAAGAUGAAUGUGUCGGUUAAGUCCGGUCUAGGACCAUUCGGUUUAAUGGUUCUUGCAUCUAAGAACUUGGAAGAGUACACAUCCGUUUAUUUUAGAAUCUUCAAAGCCCAUCAAAACAGCAAUAAGUACGUUGUGGUCAUGUGCAGUGACCAAAGCAGAUCUUCAUUGGAGGAAGAUAAUGACAAAACAACUUAUGGAGCUUUUGUCGACAUUGAUCCUCGCCAACCAGUCUCCCUCAGAGCCUUGAUUGAUCAUUCAGUAGUGGAGAGUUUCGGUGGAAGAGGAAGAGCAUGCAUUACCUCCCGAGUGUAUCCAAAACUGGCAAUAGGAAAAAGCUCACAUCUGUUUGCUUUUAAUUAUGGAUCUCAAAGUGUUGAUGUCUUAAGCUUAAGCGCUUGGAGCAUGAAGUCUGCCCAAAUCAGUUGAUCACGUAUGGCAAAGAUAGAUACAUUUAUUGAGCAUUUAUGAUAUGGUUCUGGAGAUCUUAAAUGGUCCAAUUUGUUUGGUUGCAUGUGAAAAAGAGUCCAACUUGUAUGUUGAAAUAAUUUUGAAAUAAUUUCAAGUUAUAUGACA